Serinus canaria (Common canary) is the source of this 2083-nucleotide messenger RNA. It is a transcript of the gene PARN, whose product is annotated as poly(A)-specific ribonuclease. Bases 67 to 1983 code for a protein of 638 amino acids. Gene Ontology annotation, cellular component: nucleus; cytoplasm. NCBI's taxonomy places the organism in Eukaryota, Metazoa, Chordata, Aves, Passeriformes, Fringillidae. The transcript is spliced from 24 exons. Gene Ontology annotation, molecular function: metal ion binding; RNA binding; poly(A)-specific ribonuclease activity. Gene Ontology annotation, biological process: nuclear-transcribed mRNA poly(A) tail shortening. The record is from RefSeq and is a predicted model, not a curated record.
GCUCGGCGGCGGCGGCGGGCGGUGCCGGGCGGUGCCGGGCCGAGCUCCGGCGGGCGGGGACGCGGGAUGGAGGUGAUCAGGAGCAAUUUUAAGGAUAAUCUAAACAAAGUGUAUGAAGCCAUUGAAGAGUCCGACUUCCUGGCCAUCGAUGGAGAGUUUUCAGGGAUCAGCGAUGGGCCUUCAGUUAGUGCAUUAACAAAUGGCUUUGACACUCCAGAAGAAAGGUAUCAGAAACUUAAAAAGCAUUCCAUGGAUUUUUUGCUCUUUCAGUUUGGCCUUUGCACUUUUAAAUAUGACGACACAGAAGAAAAGUAUAUAAUGAAGUCAUUUAAUUUCUAUAUUUUUCCAAAACCGUUUAACAGAAAUUCACCAGAUGUCAAGUUUGUCUGUCAGAGUUCAAGUAUAGAUUUUUUAGCAAACCAAGGAUUUGAUUUUAAUAAAGUUUUUCGCAAUGGAAUUCCGUAUUUAAAUCAGGAAGAAGAGAGACAGCUAAGGGAACAAUAUGAUGAAAAACGUUCUCAAGCCAAUGGUGCAGGAUCUCUGUCAUACAUUUCUCCUAAUUCCACAAAGUGCCCUGUAACAAUUCCUGAAGAUCAGAAAAAAUUUGUAGAGAAAGUAGUGGAACAGAUAGAAGACUUAUUAAAGAAUGAAGAAAGUGAAAGUUUGGAACUGGAGCCAUGUACAGGGUUUCAAAGGAAAUUAAUUUAUCAGACCUUGAGCUGGAAGUAUCCAAAAGGUAUCCACGUGGAAACUCUGGAGUCAGAUAAGAAGGAGAGAUAUAUUGUUAUUACUAAGGUAGAUGAAGAGGAACGAAAAAGAAGAGAGCAGCAAAAACAAGCAAAAGAACAGGAAGAAUUGAAUGAUGCUGUAGGAUUUUCCAGAGUUGUUCAUGCCAUUGCUAAUUCUGGCAAACUUGUUAUUGGGCACAACAUGCUGCUGGAUGUUAUGCAUACCAUACAUCAGUUCUAUUGCCCCCUGCCUGAUGACCUAAGUGAGUUCAAGGAAGUAACGUCAUGUGUCUUUCCCCGGUUACUGGAUACUAAACUGAUGGCAAGUACACAACCUUUUAAGGAGCUCAUUAAUAAUACAUCACUUGCAGAACUGGAAAAACGUUUAAAAGAGGUUCCAUUCAGCCCUCCUAAAGUUGAAAGUGCAGAAGGAUUUCCAAGGUACGAUACAGCAUCUGAACAACUCCAUGAAGCAGGAUAUGAUGCUUACAUUACUGGACUGUGCUUCAUUUCCAUGGCUAAUUUCCUAGGUUCUUUCCUCAGUCCUCCGAAAAACCAUGUGUCUGCUAGAUCAAAACUCAUUGAACCAUUUUUUAACAAGCUAUUUCUUAUGAGAGUAAUGGACAUACCAUAUCUCAAUUUGGAAGGACCAGACUUGCAGCCCAAACGAGAUCAUGUUCUUCAUGUUACUUUUCCCAAAGAGUGGAAGACUAGUGACCUAUACCAGCUUUUCAGUGCCUUUGGUAACAUUCAGGUUUCAUGGAUUGAUGAUACAUCAGCAUUUGUCUCACUGAGCCAGCCAGAGCAAGUACAAAUAGCUGUAAACACCAGCCGGUAUGCUGAAAGUUAUAGGAUCCAGACAUAUGCAGAAUAUGUGGAGAAAAAACAUGAAGAAAAACAGGCCAAGAGAAAAUGUACAGAAGAUAGUUGGAAGGAGAUGGAGAGGAAGAGGUUAAAAACCCAGUGCACGCCUUACGGUUCCCAGAGUCGAUACUACUGUGUCAACAGUUUCACAGGUACCAGUACAGUGGGAAAGAGAAGCAUGAGUCCUAUUGAGGAAGAAACUGUUUCUGAUGAUAUGGAAGAGGGAGAAGGCCAAGAUCCAGAAAGUGAUCAGACAGACUCCUGUGCAGAGUCCCUUCCAGAUGGCAAGAAGAGAGCCAAAAAGUUGAAAAAGAUCAAGACAGAACAAGUUCCAGCAGGAAGCCUCACAACUAGUUCCACUGGAAUUUUUGAGGUCCCUGAAACAUGGUAGGAAACAACUGCCUUAAAAAGUGGAAUUGAUUGAAAGAAGUUGAGAGAAAACACCUCUUGGAAGCCAUACUUUAUUUAAAUAAAGUGGUGUUAACAAAGCA